Messenger RNA from Rhea pennata, 2561 nucleotides. RefSeq names its product RAS like proto-oncogene B (gene RALB). The coding region runs from base 156 to 776 and encodes 206 amino acids. The record is from RefSeq and is a predicted model, not a curated record. Gene Ontology annotation, molecular function: GDP binding; GTPase activity; GTP binding. The transcript has 5 exons. Gene Ontology annotation, biological process: Ras protein signal transduction. Gene Ontology annotation, cellular component: plasma membrane. NCBI's taxonomy places the organism in Eukaryota, Metazoa, Chordata, Aves, Rheiformes, Rheidae.
UCCAGCCACAGUCACCGUGUGAACUGGGCUGCAGGACCGCUGCGGAGCUGCCUCUGCCCUCGCCCGCCUGCCUGAGCUCUGCCCUGGGACCAAGGACCCGCUGGGCACGAUCUGAUUGGUUGUUUGACACUUGGGAUCUGUGGAGAACAGGAACAAUGGCUGCCAGCAAGAGCAAGAACCAGAGUUCUUUGGCCCUCCAUAAAGUAAUUAUGGUUGGCAGUGGAGGUGUAGGCAAGUCUGCACUUACUCUUCAGUUUAUGUAUGAUGAGUUUGUAGAAGACUAUGAACCUACUAAGGCUGACAGCUACAGAAAGAAAGUAGUUCUGGAUGGUGAAGAAGUUCAGAUAGACAUUCUGGACACGGCAGGACAGGAGGAUUAUGCAGCCAUCAGAGAUAACUACUUCCGUAGCGGGGAAGGGUUUCUUCUAGUCUUCUCAAUAACAGAGCAUGAAUCCUUUACAGCAACAGCAGAGUUUCGGGAACAGAUCCUGCGUGUGAAGGCUGAAGAGGAUAAAAUCCCUCUAUUGGUAGUAGGAAACAAGUCUGACUUGGAAGAGCGCAGACAAGUGCCUGUAGAAGAGGCUAGAAGUAAGGCAGAGGAGUGGGGUGUGCAGUAUGUAGAGACCUCUGCUAAAACUAGAGCAAAUGUAGAUAAGGUGUUCUUUGAUCUAAUGAGAGAAAUCAGAGCAAAGAAAAUGUCAGAAAACAAAGACAAGAAUGGCAAGAAAAGUGGCAAGAACAAGAAAAGCUUUAAAGAAAGAUGUUGCUUACUGUGAUGCUUGGGAACUGGGAACUGUAAAUAUCUAUAGGUGGCAUAUAAGAUACCACUAAGGAUAUAGGGCUGGAUUCAUGGAAGGAAGUCUGUAUUGACUCCCUUAUCUCUUGCUUUGCAUAUCACACCUUUGAAAUGUGAAAACAGAACUUUGAAACCAUUUCUGGUAUUCAACAAAACCUAUGCCUAUUUACAUGGAAAUGGGCUCUGUCUUCCCAGUGUCUUUCAAGGCUAGAUAUAUACAGAGUCUGAGAACCACAGUAAUUCUGCUCGAUGAUACAAAGUACUUUCAUAUUAACUUCAUAGUAUAUUUUAAUGUUUCUCUGAAUGUUGGUUUUUUCCUCUUGAGCCUCUACUGGCCUUAACAAGCACAGCUGUUCAGGUUCAAACAGUUUUCACUGUCUUUGUUCUUUGCAAACUGCGGAAAAGUUAGAUGACAUCUGGUAAGGGUUGGAGUCUCCAUCUUCUGUUGUUGGUCACUGGUAUGUCUUAGAUCUACUGCUCUUCUCCCCAUCCUCCAUUUAAUAAAUAGCAACUGACACUUGAGAAGCAACUCAAAAUGCAAGUUAACUUUCUUCCUGUUCAGUUGAGUCAAUACAGCAUUCAUGAAUCAAGCCUAUGGACUCAAUUCAGAAUUAAUUAGGUAAUGCAGCAAUUGGUAUUUUAGUACUGGCUUGGUGCAUUCCCUGUUUUCUCAUCCUUAAAUUAGUGUGGUGUGGGGUGAGAAAAUGACCGCAAGACCUUCUGCGAAAGGAAUCAUAUUGUCACCAUCUCCUUGAAAUGCUGCCCUGGAUUUCUUCCACAUAUUGUGGCUAGAUUCAGUUAAACUCAUUCUACAUCAAUCAUCAUUCUCCUGCCUGGUGCUGGACUAGUGAAGAUGGAGGUGGUGUUUUCAUCUGUUUUUUUUUAUUGCAACACUUGUGAUCAUGGUGGAGAAAUGGGAACUUCUGCAUCUCUCUUGCUGAAUGUGAAUGCUUUGAGGAAGAUGGGUCACAUCAUGCAAUCAUGAUUUGGAAUUAAUGAGGCAUAUAUGCUACCUCUAAAUGAUCAGUUGGCUAGCGAGUUGCACGGUGUCAAAAAGCAAAUGAAGUUGAGCAGUUGCCACAUCUGUUACUUACUGUAAACUAUGUAUGUAUUGUUUCUAUGCACAGCAACCUAGCACGUGGAGACAUAUGUUGAGUUCUGCUGUUGGUUAUACUAUGGUGGUCACCUUUUAAUCAACAAAACCAGCCUCAAAAUGGAAGAAGUCAGUAUUUAGCACAUUAUCUUGUCAGCUUACUGAAAGGUAUCCUGAUACAGUUUAAGUGCAGUUACCAAAAGCCUCUGUUUCUAUUGCAGAAAGUAACUCUCUCUCCUGAUUGAAGUCUCUCAGUGAAUUACAGACUUCUAUUUUGAAGAAAUAGACAGUUCCAGAAAGUAGUAACUGUACCUGCUUGUUACCAAAUGCUUAAAAUGCAGUUACCUGGAAAAAAAAUACAUGGUGUAAGGAAGCACACUGCAGCACUAGGUUAACAAAUACUGUUCCUUCUUGAGGUGAAGGAGUAGCAAAUACUGUUCAGUACUUAGUAUUGCAACUUGACUUGAGAAGCAUUUUUAACAUGUACUAGAUUGCUCUUGUGCAUUCUGCCUCUGAACUUUAAAAAGAGUAAGAUGUGUUAGAGGUUAGAACCUCAGAUCUGAGGUUUUGCAGGGACUUAUCACAAACUCAUUGUCUUCCAUAACUAGAUCUCCUUGUCAGGCAACUCUUUGGAUUGGGGAAACUACUAAAUAAAAGGUGCUGUAAUCUUCA